CUCUCAUCGAUACUAGCUCUUUACCGACUGCUUCUGUGCCAAUUCAUACCUUGUACACAUGGCCGACCAGGAGGCCGCAGCAAAGCGGCUGGUGGGGCUGACGAAGCUGUUCAACGCGGUGAUCCACGGGCAUCGUGAGCUCAAGAGCACCGGCGACGGGAACCGUUUUCUGGAGGCCUUGUGCGUGCAGCCGGAUGCAUCGAAGUGUGUUGAGAACCUAAUCGCGGCCCCGGGUGGUCUGUGCGGAAUUGCCAAGGCCUUCCGCUUUUCCAUGGACAGCGCUUUUCUAAAUGGCCCCGCGACCUCAGCCAUCCGAUUCUUGUCCGAGCCAUCUCUGAAACAACUCUACGGUGGGCACUUCUUGCAUCGCGUCCUUGAGCAGAUCGUGCAGCCUCCAACUUUCUGGAAUACCCUCGUCGAAGCACACCAUGCUCGCAUCCUUACGGAGGAAGGCACAUACGCCUUCGGGUGGCUGCUGCUAGAGAUCCUUUGCUGCCGUUUGGAAGACAUCCCUGAUGUCCGAGGCGUGGCAGAACGAAUCACAAAUGAUGAGUCUCUCAUCGACUCUCCGCUCCUUGAGGUGAGGAACCUCGGACACAAGAUCAAGCAUGUUCUGGACAGCACGUCCUCUGACGCCGCCGAAGAUGGGCCUGGCGGACGACAUGAUAACGACUUCGUCGACUUCCGCAAGAUCAAGAUUUUGCCCACGCCUGAUGAAUUCGCGUCUACGGAAAGGCCGUUCUACAGACGCGCUGAUGCAAUGGAGUCGACGGAGCCAGAGCGUCGAGGGGGAAUCCACCUAGACAACCAAUUCCGACUUCUCCGCGAGGAUCUUCUGGGCGAGCUACGGAGCGACUUCCAGAUCGCCAUGGGCGCAAAGAAGGGACGCCGGAAAGUCAUCCUAUCAGGCUUACAGUUCAUCGGCAUCGACUGUGGAAUCGGCAUGAAAAGAAAGCCAUGCUCAAUAAAGCUCUGCUGCAAUACCGACAUCCCGCAGAUGAAAAAUCUGAACGGAGCAGCAGCCCGAAAGCAAUUCGUGAUGGACAACAAAAACAUGCUCAAGCACCAGUCUCUAGGAUGCCUCAUCAGCAACGGCAACAUUGUUGCUUUCGCUAGCGUCGACCGAGACGAGGAUAAGCUCGCCCAGAAGCCCCCGGUUCUCGUCCUUCGCAUUGCCGACGAAGGUUCCUUCAGUAAAGUCCUUCUUGCCAGCAAACUUUCGUCCGAUCUUCAGUUUGUUCAAGUCGACACCGCGGUCUUCGCAUAUGAGCCCAUCCUAAAAUGCCUCCAAAACAUGACUGAAGUUCCGCUCCAAGAACAACUGCUUGACCUCUCGCCGGGCUCCAGUGACGCUCUUUCUGGCAUCCAGCCGGUGAGUGUCUUCAAUGAGAUUAGUCGGCAUUGGGAGCAAGAUCUUCAAUCCAUCAUUGGCACCUCCCGAAGUGUUGAGCUUGACGCCGCUCAAGCGGAAUCGCUUCUCACAGGCUUAUCGAAGAGAGUUAGCCUCAUCCAAGGGCCUCCAGGUACUGGGAAAUCUUUCAUCGGUGCAUUGAUCGCAAAGAUUCUGCAUGAUCACACUGCGGUGCCUAUAUUGGUGCAAACGUAUACCAAUCACGCGCUCGAUCAAUUUCUUGAGGAUUUGCUCGACAUUGGGAUACCGCCAGAUUCGAUUGUUCGGCUUGGUCCGAAAUUCACAACCAGGACCAGGCCCUUGAGCUUAUCCGCACAGUCGACCACCUAUAGGAGGAGUGGUCAAACAAAUUACAUGAUUCAGGACCUGAAGCAGCAGUCUGAAGGAUAUCUUGAUGCCUUGCUCAACAAGGUCGCUCUUUACAAUAACUCCCGCCUGACCGAUCAGGCGCUGCUUGACUACCUGGAGUUCUCGGAGGAUUCGGAGUUCUUCGAUGCCUUCGUUAUUCCGGAAUCACAAGAUGGAAUGCAUCUCGUCGGCCACCGCGGGAAGCGCCUCAACUCGUACUACCUGCUCGACCGCUGGACGCAGGGACAUCACGCCGGUGUUCUUCAGGACAGCGCAGAAAGGGACUAUCCUGGAAUCUGGAAGAUCGAACCUAGUGCUCGCCUUGCCUUGAGAGCCCGCUGGUUGAAGGAGAUCAUCGAAGAGCAGGUAUCCGAAAUCAGCAACCUCGUGCAGAAAUACAACCAAUGCCGCGACAGGAUUGAACAAUUGUUUCGCGAAAGGAACGCACACAUACUCGGCCAGAAGCGAAUCAUCGGAUGCACAACAACAGCCGCUGCGAAGUAUACAGAGGAGCUACAGAAAGCUUCACCAGGUAUCAUCAUAGUCGAAGAAGCCGGCGAGAUCCUCGAGAGCCACAUCUUGACGGCCAUGACGCCAAACACUAAGCAGCUCGUGCUGAUUGGUGAUCACAGGCAACUUCGACCGAAAGUGAGCAACUACGCUCUCACGGUCGAACGGGGGGAUGGCUACAACCUCAACCAGUCGUUAUUCGAGAGACUGGUGCUUUCUGGGGUGCCUCACACCACGCUCAACCUACAGCACCGCAUGCGUCCGGAGAUUUCGGCGCUAGUCCGAUCCCUUACAUAUCCCGAGCUGAGAGACGCACCUAAAACGAAGAAUCGACCCCCGCUCCGCGGCUUUCAAAACAACGUCAUAUUCGUCACGCACGAUCACCCUGAACUCAACGCUGAACUCAUCGCCGAUCGGCGUGACGAGGGCGCGAAAUCCAGCAAGGAAAAUGAAUUCGAAGUGGGAAUGGUGCUGAAAUGCAUUCGGUAUCUAGCGCAGCAAGGCUACGGUACAGACAACAUUGUGAUCCUCACACCUUACCUUGGUCAGCUGUACCAUCUGAUGAAGACUCUGUCGAAGGACAACGACCCCGUUCUCAACGACUUGGAUGCUUUCGAAAUGAUACGUGCGAAUCUGAUGUCGCCGGCUGGGGCCGGCAUCGCAAAGCGAAAGAUCAAGAUUUCCACUAUAGAUAACUAUCAAGGGGAAGAGAGUGAUAUUGUCAUCGCAAGCUUGACGCGGAGCAACAAAGUAGGAGAUAUAGGCUUCAUGGCCUCACCCCAACGUGUGAAUGUGCUAUUAUCGCGUGCGCGGAACGCUUUGAUCAUGAUCGGAAAUGCCGAAACGUUUAUGAACAGUCGCAAAGGCAAAGAAGUCUGGAUCCCAUUGAUGGAUCAGCUGAAAAGAGAGGGACAUGUCUACGAUGGCUUCCCUGUAAAAUGCGAGCAGCACCCGGACAAGAAGGCACUUCUUCGCACAAAGGAGGCUUUCGAUCUCGUGUGUCCGGAUGGGGGAUGCUCUGAACCAUGUGGCACAAUGCUCAAUUGCGGUGUCCAUACCUGUCCUCAUCGUUGUCACCAGCUGCAGGACCAUUCUAAAAUGGAUUGCACGUCGAUCAUCACAUCCACCUGCCCACGAAACCACAGAAUCUCGAGAAGAUGCCACGACAAAGCAGCAGCGACUUGUCAGAAGUGUGAGGCCGAAGCUCGAUUGAAAGAGAAGAAGCGACAACGGGACCACAAGCUGGACCAGGAACGCCAGGCAAAGCAGCGUGCAUAUGCCGUGCGGCUCGCCGAGCUCGAUGAUGAGAUCGAGCAUCAGAAACGGUUGCUGAAAGAUCAGGCGGAUGCGAGGGACCGCCAAAAUGCUCUGACUCAGAAGAAGCAAGAUCUCGCGAAUCUGAAGGAGAAAGCCAGGAACAUGCAUCAGACGACCUUGCCGUCCAGUCCAAAUAAGCCUGCGCCUCAAACCACUCAACCGGCCGGGAAACCCCAUGGGACACCCGCGCAGUCCCAACAGCCUACCGCCCCAUCCCCUAGCGACGCGGAAAAAAAGACUGUAGCCGAUACCUCUGCGAACCCGCAAGAUGAGUUGCCUGACUGGGACAAGAGCGAAGCAAGAGACGAGUGGCAGUGGCAGAAGGAGUUUGAGGGAGCUGAGAAUGACCCACUGGAUAAAUUAAUGUCAAUGAUAGGGCUAGAAUCGGUCAAGCAGCAAUUUCUGUCCAUCAAGGCCAAGGUCGACACAGUUGUCCGUCAAAACGUGUCUCUCAAAGGCGAGAGAUUUGGGGCUGCUCUAUUAGGAAACCCCGGAACAGGGAAAACAACCGUCGCCCGCUUGUAUGCUAAGUUUCUCGUCGAGGUUGGAGCGCUCCCUGGGGACCACUUCUUUGAGAGCUCUGGAUCGGCCCUGGCCAACGAUGGCGUUUCCGCUUGCCAAGGACACAUCGACAAGAUCCUGGAGCAAGGUGGCGGCGUCUUCUUCAUUGAUGAAGCUUAUCAACUAGUCUCUGGAAACAGCUAUGGUGGCAAAGCCGUCCUAGAUUACCUUCUUGCAGAGAUCGAGAAUCUCACAGGAAAGAUAGUCUUUGUACUCGCCGGCUACCAUAAGCAAAUGGAAGCCUUCUUCGCGCACAACCCUGGCAUUCCGAGUCGCAUUCCCAUUCAAAUGGAAUUCCAGGAUUACAAUGACCAGGAGCUUCAACGUAUCUUCUGUCACUACAUCAACACGAAGUACAAGGGGAACAUGAAGAUUGAGCAUAGUAUGGCUGGACUCUACGUGCGGAUAGUCGCUCGUCGCAUUGGCAGGGGUCGCGGCCGGGAUGGAUUCGGGAACGCCCGCGAAGUGCAGAACAAGAUUUCACAGAUCACGGAACGCCAAGCGAAGCGCCUACGCAAGGAGCGGAAAACUGGGGCCAAACCGGACGAUAACCUUCUCACCAAAGAGGAUUUGAUUGGCCCAGAGCCUUCAUCGGUGCUCAAGAAUAACGCCGCAUGGACAAAGUUGCAAAAGCUAAUCGGCCUUACGUCUGUCAAGGACAGUGUUCGCAUUCUUCUGGACGGUAUCCAGUACAACUAUCGACGAGAGCUUGAGGAAAAACCAUUGGUACAGUACUCGCUCAAUCGAUGCCUCGUGGGCUCGCCUGGUACAGGAAAGACAUCUGUCGCUAAGCUGUAUGGCAAGAUCUUGGCUGACAUUGGACUCCUGUCCAGUGGCGAGGUCGUCGUCAAGAACCCGGCAGAUUUUGUCGGAAAUGUACUGGGAGCAUCAGAAAGCAACACCAAGGCUAUUCUUGCGUCAACCGUUGGCAAGGUUCUCAUCAUCGAUGAGGCUUAUAUGCUGGCGGGAAGCUCUACCGCUGACCCAUACAAAACAGCCGUCAUUGAUACUAUAGUCGCAGAGGUUCAAAGCACGCCUGGCGAGGAUCGAUGCGUGCUCCUUCUUGGAUACAAGGACCAAAUGGAAGAGAUGUUUCGCGACGUGAAUCCAGGCUUGGCCAGACGCUUCCCGCUCGAAUCAGCAUUCGUCUUCGAGGACUUCAACGACGCCGAGCUUCGCUGUAUAUUGGAACUGAAGCUGAAAGAUAUCGGAUAUACCGCCACCGACCAAGCGAAGAAGGUGGCAAUGGAGAUGCUCCAAAGAGCGCGCAACCGAGCGAACUUCGGAAACGCCGGCGAGGUGGACAUUAUUCUCGAUCGAGCAAAGGCACUGCAUCAGAAGCAUUUGUCCAGCGGGAAGGUUAAGCAGAUGGACACAUUCGAGGCCAUUGAUUUCGAUCCGGAUUUUGAUAGGGGCGAGCGCGCGGCCACAAACCUUCCGCAACUAUUCCAAGACGUUGUGGGAUGUGAAGACUUGGUCAAACAAUUCCAAGGUUACCAGACCACGGCUGCGAAUAUGAAGAGACUUGGCAUGGAUCCCCGCGAACAGAUACCAUUCAACUUCCUUUUCAAGGGUCCGCCAGGGACCGGCAAGACAACAACGGCGCAGAAGAUGGGGAAGGUCUUCUACGAUAUGGGCUUACUCGGACAAGCGAAAGUCAUUGACUGUUCUGCGACAGACCUGAUCGGCCAAUACGUCGGACAGACAGGUCCUAAAGUCCAGAAGCUCUUGGAAAAAGCACUCGGCAAGGUCCUCUUCAUCGACGAAGCCUACCGCCUCGCCGAAGGCGGUUUCGCAACUGAAGCUAUGGAUGAGCUUGUCGACUGUCUCACGAAACCCAAAUUCGCACAAAAGCUCGUCACCAUUCUCGCUGGAUAUGACAAAGACAUAGAUCGCCUAAUGUCAAUGAAUCCGGGCCUUACUAGUCGUUUUCCGGAGUCGGUCGUCUUUCCGCACUUAGAGCCAGAGACGUGCCUGGACCUCUUGACCAAGGUGCUCCAGAAGAAGGCAAAAGAGGCCCCACUUGACCUUAGCGUACUAUCAUCUCCCUCGCCCAGCCUCAAGCAAAAGGCCCUUGACCUGUUCCAGCGGCUUUCGGGCUUGGAAUCCUGGGGCAACGCGCGAGACGUGAAAUCCCUCGCGAAAAACAUGUUUGGCGAACUCAUCAAGACACCUACACCAAUUACCAACCUGGUGCUCACGGAAGACGUCGUUCUUCAGACUAUGGAAGCCAUGCUUUCCGAACGUUCGCGUCGCAACGAAGUAGUUGGUACAAGCCGUUUCCCAGCACGCCCACCACCACUUCUGCCGCCUCAAGCGCAGCAGCAGAAGCCGCCAAAGGCACUCGCCUCUAAAACAGCGACCAAAUCAGCGAUGCCAACAACCCAGGCGCCGAAGACACGCUCAGCACCUCCGCCACCAGCGCCCAAGGCUGAAAAGCAGAAGCCUGCUCCUGAAACCGCUAAGAAGGCCACCUUACCUGGCGAAUCAGACCCUCUAGAUGCCAUCUUCAAAGCAAAGCGAGACCCCGGCAUCUCUGACGCAGUCUGGGAACAGCUCGAGCGCGACAAGCGUGCCGCCGUCGCCCGCGAACAAGAGUACCGCAGCUUGCAGGAAGAGAAGCGGCAGGAGGAACAGCGCAUUGAAGAACUCAAAAGGGCUGAGCAAGCGGCGAAGGACGAUGAAGAAAAGCGGCGCCGCGAGCAAGAAAGAAUUGAGGCGGAACUGGAGAGAAGGAGGAAUGAGGCGAUUCUGGCGGAAAUAGAGAGACAGCGGCAGAGGGAGAUGGCGGCACAGAAGAGGAUAAGGGAACUGGGAGUUUGCCCAGUAGGUUUCAGGUGGAUUAAGGAGGCGGGCGGAUACAGGUGUGCUGGUGGGAGUCACUUCCUUUCGGACGCAGCAUUGGGGCUGUAAGAGUAGAAGAAAGGUAGCAUUCUCAACCAGAAUGACUCAUGAACGCCUAGCAUGCAACGCGGCAAUUUGAAAAAAAACGUUG
Molecule: messenger RNA, 7142 nt
Organism: Trematosphaeria pertusa
Lineage: Eukaryota; Fungi; Ascomycota; Dothideomycetes; Pleosporales; Trematosphaeriaceae
Product: P-loop containing nucleoside triphosphate hydrolase protein
Exons: 8
Coding region: 59-7060 (2333 amino acids)
Molecular function (GO): helicase activity; ATP hydrolysis activity; ATP binding
Source: RefSeq, a predicted model, not a curated record